Messenger RNA from Ipomoea triloba (trilobed morning glory), 582 nucleotides. RefSeq names its product 7-deoxyloganetin glucosyltransferase-like. NCBI's taxonomy places the organism in Eukaryota, Viridiplantae, Streptophyta, Magnoliopsida, Solanales, Convolvulaceae. Gene Ontology annotation, molecular function: UDP-glycosyltransferase activity. The record is from RefSeq and is a predicted model, not a curated record. The transcript has a single exon. Bases 1 to 582 code for a protein of 193 amino acids.
AUGUUUUUGCAUACAGAUGUCAUUUUUGGUGACUAUAUUAUUGAUUGGAUUCCGGGAGUCAAAAGUAUUGGCCUGAGCGAUAUCCCAACCACAGCUUGGUCCACAGAUCCAAAUGACCCCUUCAUUGACUAUAUGAUUUCAGAAGUUUCAAAAAGCUACAAAGCUUCAGCUGUCAUCUUUCACACAUUUGAUGAGUUAGAACCCGAGGUGUGUAAGGUAUUGUCCUCUAUGUUCAAUCGGGUCUACACUAUCGGCCCCAUCCCAAUGCUUCUCAAAGGAUUACCAGAGACUGAAAUCGACAAAAUCGAAUGUAAUCUAUGGAAAGAAGAUUCCACUUGUAUUCAAUGGCUAGACACUAAAAACCCAAAAUCAGUAGUUUAUGUGAAUUUUGGGAGUAUGGCCGUUACCAACCCAGAAAAGUUGGUAGAGUUGGCAAUGGGGCUGAGUAAUAGCAUGCAAAAUUUCUUGUGGAUUAUCCGUCCCGAACUCAUUUCUGGGGACUGGUCUACAAUUCUCCCUCCCAAGUUUAUGGAUGCGGUCAAGGACAGAGGCUAUAUAGCCAACUGGUGCGAUCAAGAAUAA